This is a messenger RNA of Phytomonas sp. EM1, 3225 nucleotides long. NCBI's taxonomy places the organism in Eukaryota, Euglenozoa, Kinetoplastea, Trypanosomatida, Trypanosomatidae. The record is from the annotation of a GenBank genome assembly.
AUGAAUAAUGAAGCUCGAUCUUUACUGCUUGAAGACCUCGUGAAAAAUACUGACAAGAUUAGUUGCAUCGAUGAUCUUCUUCAAGUCCUGCAACAGGCGUUUGUUGAAGUUUUUUUUAAUAAGAACCUUUUAGAUGAACAGAAGCAAUAUUCUCCGUCUUCUUCUUUUCAGCCGUCGCAACCCUUGUCGCUGGACUCAAACGAGGAAACCAAGGUGUCCCUUGUGCGAUCGGUGCGAGUGUUCCACGAAAAAGGUACUAAAUCGCACCCUGCGUUUUUCCAAGACGAAGCAUACCAUCCACAGGCUGCCUUGUUCAUUCUUGAAAUGUUGAAGUCUCUUUCAGGGAAUUCAAAGCAGUGGUUCAAAGAGCUGCAGAUAGAAAGUUUGUCUGCAUGUUUGUCUGUGUUUAAGGCAAUUGGCACUAAAAACGUCCGUAAAUGUCUUCCCGGCAUCGUCUCGGCAACGGUUCGUUAUCUCGACCGAUCUCAUCUUGGAAAAGAUUCGGUGUUGGUUCAACUGAAGGCACUGCACGUAUUGCAUAGCGCGCUAAUGAUCUCAUUUGCGUCGAAGGAAAAUGAACCUUGGAUUGUAGAUACAAUCGGUCAUUUGACCAAUGCUAUGAAGCCUAUUUUGGAUCCAAAAAAACUCACAAAGAACGGGUAUAGUGAAUCCACUGUCUACCGACUCAAAGUAUUCUUUUCCGAUAUGAUGUGCUGUCCGGGAAUGGAGUUCGGCGAGACGAGCAUCCUAGCACAGGACUUGGUUGUUGCCUUCGUGGUGGUCGAAAACCUUCACCACCUUCAAGGGGCCUGUGACAGGGGUGAAAAGGGAAAGUGGGAAGAUUGGGAAACGGGCCCCCACUCCAGUCGCGCCACGUUCGAUGAUGUAGUGUGUCGGCUAAGAACGAGGGCUGCGGAACAGGCCCUCUCUGAUGCUUUGAGGCAGCUUGGAGGAGUAGAAUUGUUACAUGUAGUUACAACGGUGCUGCGUUUCUCUUUUCUCCGCCCUAUCAUCAUUUCUGAGUCUGAAGACAGUGUUAUGGUCUUCAAAACGCUUGUGCGUAAGCUGAUCCGUAUUGUGGCUACUGAAAUGAUGGAGGACGCACUCUACACCUCUAGACAGCCACGUCGCUACCCUAGUGGCGUUGUGGAUGAGGCCUUGGAGUGCUUGGCCCACGCCCUAGCUGAAGUGGACGUUCACAAUCCAGAUAGUUGUGAAACACCCGUAACAGAAACUCAUGAAACGAGUGGUGAAUUUCUUACCAAUAUCCUGCUGGAUGAGUGCGAUGCCAUUUUACAGGACUGGGACCUCUAUAUGAUCCAUGCUCCAGCCAUCUAUGUGUUGACGCGUGCAGUGCUCUGGCAAUUCAAGCCCAUUCCAGAUUUUCUGCAAGAUAGCUUUAGCCCGUCACACAAGGACGGAGAGAGAGGGCAUGCUUCAUAUUUUCCUGCGCCCGCGGAUUUUAUUGAGAUGGGUGCCUUUGAGCAGUUGUGGUCCGUUGUGGCAGUGCCGCACCUAUGGAAUAUUGCUGAGGAUGAAGAGCUAUGCAACUAUCAGCAGGUUCAUCAUCGUCAGGUUGUGGCAGCAACUAUACUACGAUUUCUUUCGCUGGCUGCUUCUGAUGUUUUGGAACCAUCAGUCUUAUCAGGAGGAGUUGAAGGGCGUCGCAGCUUUGAACGCUUCAACACGCUCGCACUGUACUUAAUCCUUGAAAAAGCGUCCGCAGGAGGGAUUGUACAAGAUGCAGCUGUUGAAUGCAUCAGACAAUGCAUGAAAGCGUCCUGUGAGAAGGAUCCAAUGAAUUACUUCUUAAACGUAUGUCUACCUUUAGUCGAUUCAGCUUCUCGAGCCAUGAAACAACCGUUUCUGCGAUCUUCUGUGGCUAGCGUGCUGCGUGGUAUAAUCGAGUUUGUAGUUGAGGGUAGUUUUGGCACUGGUCUUAAGCACUCGCAUCGACGCAUGCUUUUAGACCAGAAAGCCACAAAGACUGAGGACUAUCACACAGAUGUUGACGAAGGUGAUUUCAACAUGAUGACCUUCAUGUUUCACGGUCGGAGCUCUCGACUUUCCCUAUUGAUGUGUCAACGCCUAUCCGUGGUUGAAGUUCGUGCUGUGACUCAGUGUUGUCUUUUUCGUGAUGACUACGCGAUUUCUCGUGUUGCUGAUUUUGUUCGCUCGGCCGUUGACACUGCUGCCGAUGGGUGUCGAAUCGCAGCUACGGAUAUCGAUGAAAAUGGCUUGAAGGCAACCCUAACCUUAAUGCGGGAUUGUUUCGACAUGGCCACGCUUUUAAACAUGGCCACAGAACGCGAAGCCGCGGAUGAUGAAUUUGAUCGUCAGACGACUUCAUACAACAAUAACGUAAAGCUAUUGCAGCUGAAGGUGUUGGACGCGAUUAUGCUGGUCAUUUCACACUGCGCACAGCACACGAAUGUUUUCACAUAUGUAGUGGGAGCAGUUAUUCGAGGUCUUACUUCCUUUCUCACUACGAAGCAAGCCGAGUCGUGGCGACAGGCCCGCGAAGAAGAACUUGCGGAGGCCAGACGUAAAGUGAUGAUGGAGACCAGCAAGGGGAAAAAAGAGCACCAUCAGUUUUCUGGCUCUGCAGAAACGGAGGACUAUCCUCCCCAUGAAAGCGAAGAAGAUGAAAAUGGAGAAAUUGCAGCCUUGAAGGCUCCCCCGUUGCCAUGGUUCGACGAAACUGCUUCCUCCAAUAGUGAGAUACCAUUCAUGAGGGAAGGGAUAGAGUGCGCGAUUGUACUACCGCGCAGCCAUUUAAAGACGGUUUACCGCAUCUAUCUCUGCUUCUUCGCUAAGCUAAAAGAGCCAAUUGCUCUCUUUGUGAUGACUUCUUCCCGAUCAGGUAAACGUAGUGGCGAGGAGCGGCGUCGCAUGGAAGCGGUACCCGUGAGCCCUGCUCUCUUUGCUGUCUUCGAUGGCAUGGAGGCCUUGCUUCUUUUGGCAGUUGAUUUCCUUUGUCAUCGGAUGGUCGAGGAGGUCCUUCCAUUAGUCUUGACGUGGUACGAGCGAGCAUGCCUUCCCCGCAUUCCAACAAACACAGAUGAGCGAGUGAAGGAAGCUUGCAAACAUUUUGCAGAGACAGCGAUGCGAGAAAGCCCUAUAUCCGAUCUGAAGAAAGAAGUGCAAAAACAAUGCCGACCUUUUUUUCCCAUUUCUCUCCCAUCAGCAGAAGUUUCCGCUGAGGAUCACAACAUGACUAGCUAA